Molecule: messenger RNA, 468 nt
Organism: Humulus lupulus (European hop)
Lineage: Eukaryota; Viridiplantae; Streptophyta; Magnoliopsida; Rosales; Cannabaceae
Product: sterol carrier protein 2-like
Exons: 4
Coding region: 1-459 (152 amino acids)
Cellular component (GO): cytosol
Source: RefSeq, a predicted model, not a curated record
AUGGUAGGGAUAAGUCCGAAUGUUGUGAGCCACUCUUUGAAUAUUGACAAAAGCUUCCCCCCAAAUCAGCAAAAGCGAAUACUACUGGAUGACAACAGGAAGAAGACCCUAAAAGGGGAAGUCGAUAGAUUGAAAGCAAACCAAUUCAUCCGGGAUGCUUUCUACCCCGAUUGGACUUUGUUUGAUUUGAUGAAGCAUCACUUCGAAACCGAAGAGGGUAAACAGCUUUGCAAUAAAUUUAAUCUCGUUAACCAGAUCAAACUCGCACCCAAGAAAAUUAGGAUCGAUGAGGUCUGUUAUACUAUUGAUCUAAAGAAUGCGAAGGUCUUCAAAGGAACAUUGGAAGGAGAAGAAAAGCCUGAUGCCACAUUUUCCUUCAAGGAAGAUGAUUUUGUCAAAAUUGCAUUUGGAAAGAUGAAUCCCCAGAUUGCUUUCAUGAGGUUGGUUUACACCUCUUAAUUUUUCUAA